AUGCCAACCUUCCAGAGCAACAAGUUCCGAAGCUCCGGCGACGCCAGCAAGAUUGGAUCCCAGUACCGCCGCCUCAUGAACAAGCAUCCCUUUGUCAUGUUUGGAUUGCCAUUCAUUGCCGUCGUCAUUGCCGGAUCAUUUGUGCUCACACCCGCGACGGCCAUUCGAUACGAGCGACAUGACCGAAAGGUGCGACAAAUGACCAAGGAGGAAGAACUUGGCGUGAGGCGGGCGGCCCGUAAGGUGGAUAUGAAGGAAGAGUACUAUCGUCUCGCAGGUCGGGAUCUUGAUAACUGGGAGCAGAAGCGUGUCGAGCGAUUACCGGGCGAAAACGAUGGCAUUCUGUGA
Pochonia chlamydosporia 170 is the source of this 348-nucleotide messenger RNA. RefSeq names its product cytochrome c oxidase assembly protein COX16. Bases 1 to 348 code for a protein of 115 amino acids. The record is from RefSeq and is a predicted model, not a curated record. Gene Ontology annotation, cellular component: mitochondrial inner membrane. NCBI's taxonomy places the organism in Eukaryota, Fungi, Ascomycota, Sordariomycetes, Hypocreales, Clavicipitaceae. Gene Ontology annotation, biological process: mitochondrial respiratory chain complex IV assembly. The transcript has 2 exons.